AUAGAGGAAUGUUCAUGCUCAGAUGCAUCAUCGAUUUUUAUGAAAGCUUUUAUUUUACAUUGUAGUAUGGUUAACACAAAGACGACCCCCCGGAGGGCAAAGGAAAUAUGUCCUGUGUGUUUUGUUGAACUGGAUGGUAAGGACGCAUGGUCCGAACAUGUGCUAAGCUGUGCAAGCAGUAUGAUGGUGUGCAAAGCCUGUCAUGUAUCCUUUAAGAAGAAGGAGUACCUGCAGAAACACAUGCGGACAAAGCAUCCCGACGCCCCUUCCUCAACACAUAAGGACACAAGUCAUGAUCAGGAAGACGACAGUGACUGGGACGUGGACCCCGAAGUUCAACUCGGCGAGGUUCGGACUGAACCCGCAGAAAAAGAGAUGGAAGCUUUACCAUCAACCUCUCAGGAUGACUUCAUCUCAGGAAGAGUGGUUCGAAAAAGAACAGCGCCAAGUCCAGUGUUUUCGUCCAGACGAACCAACCUUGGCAUUGUUGAAGAAACCGUGUCGAAGAAAAGUGUGGAGUUUGGGAUUCAAACUGACAACCUGGAUCCUGUCCUAUCCAAGAUCAUGGUAGAUGAAGCUACUCAAACGGAGGGCUAUCAUCGCAGAGUGAAGGAGAUCACCAUCACCAAAUACCAUGAAAAUGGACAGAAAAUUAAGAGAAUCAAAGAAAGUGAAGAACUGUUUGAUUUGUAGAUACUUAUAAACAUUGUAGCUGUACUGUGUUUGUCGAACAUUUUGUUUCAUUUUACAUUUUUGCUAUUUGCAUGUGUAUGUAUGCUUAUUCAUGUUCAUCCCCAAGAAGGUGCUAUACAUCCAUCACUCAUUCUGUACAUUAUUCAUGUUUGAUACGUCAUCCUUUUUAGAUAAAAAAAUAUAUAUAUAUUUAUAUAUCUAUGUUAUCGUUUUGUCAUGCGAGGACGCAUGAAGCAAUGAGGCGUGGGUUAUGUAACAAAUGAUCGGGUUUGGGGUUCAGAUAAUUUUUAUAUCAUACGGGUG
Magallana angulata is the source of this 996-nucleotide messenger RNA. RefSeq lists its product as uncharacterized. The record is from RefSeq and is a predicted model, not a curated record. NCBI's taxonomy places the organism in Eukaryota, Metazoa, Mollusca, Bivalvia, Ostreida, Ostreidae. The coding region runs from base 40 to 693 and encodes 217 amino acids. The transcript has a single exon.